UAGUCGCAGUACUUUGAUCACGUGAUCAGUCAAAACCACUUGAGUGUCUAACGUUUUAUAAACAAUACCUACAGUUUAAUCCCAAAGUUAUAAAGUUCUGUAAUUAAUUUGGAUUUAAUAAAACAAUGGAAGAAUUGCAAAAAUUAACCUUAUUAGACUGUGUUGAAAAUGUUCAAUACGAGCUGAAAGUUACGCAGGAAAUUUUUAAUCGUGCAAAGACCGAUACGAUGUUUGCUACUCAACUUUUGGAGUAUUGUAUAAAUAAAGAAUGUUUUGUAUUUGAUCGUCCUAUGCCGACAUAUGCCCAAAGGUAUGAUUCGAAAGAAUUCGAAAAAGAAAAUGAAUUUCCGUCCGAAGCCGGCUCGUCAGGAGCUGCAACAUUUUCCGAUACAUCUUCGACAUCUUUUGAUACUUCUCAGACGAAGUCAACGGCUGGAAAAUCUUUUAACAAACCGAAGGCUACAAAGUUAUCGGGUAAAGAAAGAAAUAACAAAGAUGACAAUAAUAAAGGUGCAGAUGUCAAGAAUUGGAGCAAAAAUGAAGUUUUACUUCUUAUUGAGAUUUAUAAAGAAUACCAGCUUGAAUUUCUGGAUGCAAAUAUCACCAAUGGCGAUGUUUGGGUCAAAAUUGCGACAAUCAACGAAACCCUUAAUCAGCAGGGUUUGCCGCCUAUUCCUGCGGAAAAAUGUAAAACUAAAUGGGAGACGCUUAAACGUCGUUAUAAAAGUUUAAAAGAUAGCCAGAAAACAUCUGGGAAUGCACCGAUGACAUGGCCUUUCUACGAUGAAAUGGAAGAAGUAUUUGGCGAGCAGCCGUGGGUAAAACCUCUGUCUACUGCUGGAUCAAAUACUACCAACAAAAUGGAUCCUGACGUUAUCAGCCCACCACGAAAGCGUCAAAAAACUUUAACUAACUACUGUGAAGAAUUACUUGCAGCUAAAAAGGAAAAUAUAUGUAUAUUAAUAUUCUUUUUAAUAAAAAACUACUUACUUUUAUUAUAUUAUAAAUUCAAUUUACAUUUAAUAUUAAUUAAAAUAUUUUUAAUUUGAUAGUACUCCAACAACAGUUUUUUUUAAUGAACUAGAAAACUUUAAUACACUCAUUUGAAUACUGCGUCAAAAAAUGCGGCUGACAGUAUACGGGAUUGCGUUCCGUUUUAAAUAGUAACCAGUAUAACUAACUAUAAAGGAACGGCUUCACAGUAUACUAAAUUGACGUCACACUGUACAG
Molecule: messenger RNA, 1230 nt
Organism: Cotesia glomerata
Lineage: Eukaryota; Metazoa; Arthropoda; Insecta; Hymenoptera; Braconidae
Exons: 6
Coding region: 126-1049 (307 amino acids)
Source: RefSeq, a predicted model, not a curated record